Messenger RNA from Penicillium roqueforti, 1575 nucleotides. RefSeq names its product cytochrome P450. The transcript is spliced from 4 exons. The record is from RefSeq and is a predicted model, not a curated record. Bases 1 to 1575 code for a protein of 524 amino acids. Gene Ontology annotation, biological process: ergosterol biosynthetic process. NCBI's taxonomy places the organism in Eukaryota, Fungi, Ascomycota, Eurotiomycetes, Eurotiales, Aspergillaceae. Gene Ontology annotation, molecular function: iron ion binding; heme binding; monooxygenase activity.
AUGGGCCUCUUCGCAACUUUCCUCGCCACUUUCUGCGAGCACUGCUCGACCCAGUCAAUCUACACUUUGGCCAGCGUCGGGGCACUGUCAUUCGUUGCGCUAUCGAUUGUGAUCAAUGUGCUGUGCCAGCUCUUCUUCAAGAAAUCCCAUGAGCCCCCCGUGGUCUUCCACUGGGUCCCCUUUAUUGGAAGCACCAUCAGCUAUGGCAUGAACCCAUACAACUUCUUCGACCAAGCUCGCGCAAAGUAUGGCGACAUCUUCACCUUUGUCCUCCUGGGCAAGAAAACCACCGUCUACCUAGGCACCAAGGGAAAUGAGUUUAUUCUCAAUGGCAAGCUUCGUGAUGUGAACGCCGAAGAGGUUUACUCCCCCCUCACCACCCCCGUCUUCGGUCGUCACGUCGUCUACGAUUGCCCCAAUGCUAAGCUCAUGGAGCAGAAGAAGUUUGUCAAAUUCGGGCUUACCUCCGAGGCACUUCGGUCUUAUGUUCACUUGAUCACCAAUGAGGUCGAUGACUUUGUGAAGAAUUCCUCCGCGUUCAAGGACCCUAAGGGUACUUUCAAUGUUUCCAAGGUCAUUGCGGAAAUCACAAUUUACACAGCCUCCCGCUCGUUGCAAGGACAGGAAGUCCGCGAUCGAUUCGACUCGACCUUUGCUGAAAUGUACCACGACCUCGAUAAGGGUUUCGCUCCUAUCAACUUCAUGCUGCCAUGGGCCCCGCUCCCUCACAACCGCAAGCGCGAUGCUGCGCAGAAGAAGAUGACCGAGACGUACAUGGACAUCAUCAAGGCGCGCCGCGCAGCCGGUGAUAAGAAGGACUCCGAGGAUAUGGUCUGGAACUUGAUGUCGUGCACCUACAAGAAUGGAAAUCCGAUUCCUGAUGAGGAAAUUGCCCACAUGAUGAUUGCGCUGCUUAUGGCGGGCCAGCACUCUUCGUCCUCUACUGCUGCCUGGAUUGUUCUGCGCCUGGCCAGCUGCCCUGAGAUUGUUGAGGAGCUUUACCAAGAACAACUCCAGGUUCUGGGCUCUGACCUGCCUCCUCUUACCCACGAAGCACUCCAGAAGCUCGACUUGCACGCUAAGGUGAUCAAGGAAACCCUCCGUAUCCACGCUCCUAUCCACUCGAUCAUUCGCGCCGUCAAGAACCCCAUGCCCGUGGAGGGCACUUCUUAUGUCAUUCCCACCACUCACAAUGUCCUCUCUUCUCCCGGUGUUACUGCUCGCUCUCCAGAGUUCUUCCCCGAGCCUCUGAAGUGGAACCCUCACCGCUGGGAUGAGGCUUCAACUGAGAAUACCAAGGAUGAAGAUGAGGAGCAGAUCGACUAUGGUUAUGGAUUGGUAACCAAGGGCACCAACAGUCCUUAUCUGCCUUUCGGUGCUGGUCGCCAUCGCUGUAUUGGUGAACAGUUCGCCUAUGUGCAACUGGGCACAAUCCUGGCUGCGCUGGUGAGACACUUCAAGUUCUCCACGCCUAUCGCCGGUACACCCUUCCCCGAGACGGACUAUUCGUCCCUCUUCUCCAAGCCUCUGGGUACAUCAUUUGUUCAGUAUGAGAGACGUGGAGUCAAAGCAUGA